AUGCUCAAUGUACUGAUGACCUUGACAUUCCGAGAAUUGUUAGCAGUAUCUCCAGAUGUCAGGAAAAUGGUCAAUUAUCAGACAUCAGUUCACUGGACCCAAUGUGGAGUACAACCAGUUUUUCUACAAGAGGAUACUGACAGUAUUGACACCAUGGCUGUGACAGAUGGUACAUGCUGCAAGGCUGUACAGGCAAAAGAUGUCCCCACAUGGGCUCACACACUGCACAUUUCCAGCAAUGAUGCCCCAGCAAGCAUGGUCAUUGGCAAAACUAUUGUCCCCUUGUGUGCUAUCAAAUUAUUGGUCAGUGACAAUGACAUGAAAAUGCAUGGGUGCCUUGACUCUGGUUCAGUAUUGGUUGCCAUGAACUACAAUAUGUGGAAAGAUCUGAAAGUACCAUAUUAUCCAGACUCAGUCAUCAACAUGGAAAGUGCAAAUGAUCAAGCAAGUAGCACAUUAGGAUGUGUUCAUAACCUUUGUGUCACUAUCGGACCUAUAUCUCUCUUCUUACAAGUCCAUAUUGUCUGCAAAUCACCAUUCGAUUUGCUUCUUGGACAACCCUUCCUCACAUUGCUCAAGUGCCAGUCUUUAGACCUAUUGAAUGGGGAUCAACAACUAAUGCUAACAUGCCCCAAUACCACAAUAAUGAUCAUCAUUCCAACCCAGAACUGGGCCCCUUGA
Molecule: messenger RNA, 681 nt
Organism: Dacryopinax primogenitus
Lineage: Eukaryota; Fungi; Basidiomycota; Dacrymycetes; Dacrymycetales; Dacrymycetaceae
Exons: 1
Coding region: 1-681 (226 amino acids)
Source: RefSeq, a predicted model, not a curated record